CGGGAGCCCCGGCGGCCCGGGCUUCUGUGAAACAUGGCGGUCGACUGGGACCGUAACACAAGAGCAGGCCAGAUCGAAGAGCCUCUCCACUUCUCCCGGGGGCGUUACUGGCAGGACCCUGGGCAGCGCUGUGACUAGGAGCUCCGCUCUUUCUGUUCCUGGUGUCUUCGAGCUUUCUUGCAGUUAGAAGUAGUUGCGGUGCUUCCUUGAUAGCUCCAACCCUGACUCCUUGCUUCUCACAGUGCCAGCAUGACUAUAUGAAGGAAGAGGAGGGUUUUCCUGAAGAUGAGGCGACUGAAUCGGAGAAAAACCUUAAAUUUGGUGAAAGAGUUGGAUGCCUUUCCAAAGGUUCCUGACAGCUAUGUAGAGACUUCAGCCAGUGGGGGAACAGUUUCUCUAAUAGCAUUUACCACUAUGGCUUUAUUAACAAUAAUGGAAUUCUCAGUGUAUCAAGAUACGUGGAUGAAGUAUGAAUAUGAAGUUGACAAGGAUUUUUCUAGCAAAUUGAGAAUCAACAUAGAUAUUACUGUUGCCAUGAAGUGUCAAUAUGUUGGAGCAGAUGUAUUGGAUUUAGCAGAAACAAUGGUUGCAUCUGCAGAUGGUCUAGUUUAUGAACCAGUAAUAUUUGAUCUUUCACCACAGCAGAAAGAGUGGCAGAGGAUGCUGCAGCUGAUUCAGAGUAGGCUGCAAGAAGAGCAUUCACUUCAAGAUGUGAUAUUUAAAAGUGCUUUUAAAAGUGCAUCAACAGCACUUCCACCAAGGGAAGAUGAUUCAUCACAGUCUCCAGAUGCAUGCAGAAUUCGUGGUCAUCUAUAUGUUAAUAAAGUAGCAGGGAAUUUUCACAUAACUGUGGGCAAGGCAAUUCCACAUCCUCGAGGUCAUGCACAUUUAGCAGCACUUGUCAACCAUGACUCUUACAACUUUUCUCACAGAAUAGAUCAUUUGUCUUUUGGAGAACUUAUUCCAGGAAUUAUUAAUCCUUUAGAUGGAACUGAAAAAAUUACUAUAGAUCACAACCAGAUGUUCCAAUAUUUUAUUACAGUUGUGCCAACAAAACUACAUACAUAUAAAAUUUCAGCAGAUACCCAUCAGUUCUCUGUGACAGAAAGGGAACGUAUCAUUAACCAUGCUGCAGGCAGCCAUGGAGUCUCUGGGAUAUUUAUGAAAUAUGAUCUCAGUUCUCUUAUGGUGACAGUUACUGAGGAGCAUAUGCCAUUCUGGCAGUUUUUUGUAAGACUUUGUGGUAUUGUUGGAGGAAUCUUUUCAACAACAGGCAUGUUACAUGGAAUUGGAAAAUUUAUAGUUGAAAUAAUUUGCUGUCGUUUCAGACUUGGAGCCUAUAAAUCUGUCCAUUCUGUUCCCUUUGAGGAUGGCCACACAGACAACCACUUACCUCUUUUAGAAAAUAAUACACAUUAGCAACUCCUGAGGGAAGGAGAUAAACUUUUUGCCUGAGACAUAAAACCUUUUUUAAUAAUAAAAUAUUGUGCAAUACAUUCAAAGAAAAGAAAAUAUGAGUGAGAACCUGGAAACACACUUAUUUUAAAAAAGAAAAAAAAAAAAGGGAAAAAAAACAACCCAAACUGAAAUCCUGUGUAUGUUGUGUCUGUUACAAAUGUCCUAGAAGAAAUUAUGCAGCUAAUCAGUGAAUAAGUCCAUCUGGAGUAUUGGUUUGAAGAUGACUCCUUCUGAUACUUUCACAACAAAUGGACAGUGUUGAACUCAAACCUUACUUCUUGGUAACAAAGCCUGAAGGAAGGAAAUGAAACUACAUCUAAAGGAAAAGGCAUUGAUAACUGCAAAUGUUUGCGUCCUUUUGUUUUUAAGAGAUAUGAUGUGAGAAUAAAAAUAUGUAAAACAUAUGGAAAACUAGUCUAAACUUUAAAAAAUUGUGAUCAGUUCACAAUGUUAAUAAAGAAAACAGGGACUAGUCCCUAUGUUAUAGCCAUAUUAAUGUUAAGCCAUAUUGACAAGACCAUUUUAUCCAGUAUUUUGGUCUUAUGAAAGUAACUGCUUUUCUUUAAUUCUUGACAUUUAUAACCAUUCAAGGUAGAAUCUUAGAAGACUAAGGUGAAAUCUCCCAAGGGCAGAUAUGUAAGUGGUAUGAUAUAUAACAGAGAUAUCAUUCACAAAUUGUAUAGUGGAGACUCUAGGGAAAAGAAAGCACAUUCUUUUUUUAAGAUGCUGUUUCUUAAUCUGAUCAUUAUUUAUUGGUAUAUUUUGAGUGAUGGGAGUGAGAAAGACAAAGAUCCACUUCUGAUGACAAAAAUUAUUAGUUUGUUAAUAAUAAGAGGAAACCCGGAAUAUUUUAUACAUGUGAUAAAUGGGGAGCAGGGUAAAUUUAAAUAAAUUAGAAGUAUGAAGCAAAUUUUAAGUAUGACAAGAUAAUGUCAGGUCUCAGAGGUGCCAUAUUGAACAAUGUCCGUUAAACUAAAAGCUGGAUUAUGAAGGAAAUAUUUCAUUCAGUAUGUCCUGAAUGUGAUUGAUUUGUGUUAGGUUAAGGGUUUGUUUUUUUUUUUUUUUCAUAACCUUUUAAGGGUUGGUUUUAAAUUUCUAGAAUAUAAAAGAUUAAAAUAAUGAAAGGGAGCCACGUAGGUGCCAUUAAAACCUAUAUUUGGAAUAUGCAUGUCAACAUCAGUUUUCCUUUUAUAAUACUUAAUAAUAGUAGAAGAGUCAUCAGUCAUUUCCCAAAGUUUAAAUCAUUUAAGGAAAUGGGGAAACAAGAUUCCAGGUAGGUAAUGAGAUUAGCAGAAGAUUUUAGUCCUUAACAAAUAGACUUAAACGACUAGAUUAAAAAUGGUGGUUUAAGAGAGUGGUGGGUCACAAGUUAUAGUUUUUCAAGUGAAAAAGUUUUAAAGAUAAAAGCUGUUUUUCUUUUUUUAGAAUCAGAAUAUUUUUUAUUUUGGUUAGAAGUGGAAUCAGUUAAUAGGAAGAUAGACUUCCUUAAAAAGAAGGUAAACCAUAGAGAAAUCCAGGUCAAAACUAUUUUGCAGUAAGGCUUAUGUAGAAUGAUAUUUUGGAUAUUUUGCCUAAAAUAACAGAAGCAUCUUUGUUUAAAAUAUACAGGAUCACAGAGACCUAAUGUUAACUGAUAAAUAGCAAGUGACAUGUUUUAAAAGAUUUUUUAAUUGAAAGUCCAAAUAAUGAACAAGCCUUCUUUGUGUUUUUUCUUCUAAUAUUAUUUGUAACAAAGGUGGGCUAGAAACUAAUGCAACAUUUCUCAAAAGGAGAUUAAUUGGAGAGAAUUAGAAUUUUUGCUACUGACUUUAGACUGGUUGUUGGUCUUCCUAACCUGCUUGUCAGAAAAUUCAAUCAACUUUUCAGGUUUUUUUUUUUUAAUGGGAGGAAAGUGCUGAUUUAGGGUUACUUUCAGGAUUAUAGCUGUUAAAUAUCUUUUUAAAAGAUUUUUAAAAAUUAUUUUGUAUUUAUAUGAUUUUUAACUAUUUCCAUGUUUUCUAAAUACCACAUUAAAAUUUUAAUGAAAUUAAUCUGUCCCAUUAAAACUGACUAUAAAGGAAUUUCAUUAGUUCAAAAUUCUGCUUUGCCAUACAUCUUCAGAGUUAAAAUAGAGGCAUAUUUUUGGCAUUGAAAGAAUUAAAAUUCUGUCCAGCUCUUUGAAUGAUGAAGUUUAACUAUGUAUUAAGAUUCCUUAGGUGUUUUUGUCCUCUCCAAGUGUUUCACUUUCAUCCUGGAAAGCAUUUUCUGACCUACCAGUCAUGCAACUUUCUCUAUGUCUGUGGGUCCCUCUAGCCCUGAUACUCAACUUUAUUACUUAGUCCAAUUCUCCUUUUCAUUAUGUAUUCAUAAUCUAUUAUAUAUAUGUUCCAGCAUACAUAUUUUAAAAAUCAGGGACCUAAAAUUAUUUGAAAUGUAAUUUUUAAACUGUGUUUUCAUAUAUAAGCUAUGAGGAAGAUUAAAUAUUUAGGUGAAUAAUUCACCUCUGCAGUAUCUGUACACUUCAGAACUACCUCUUCAGAAUAGCUUAGCUCAAUAUUAAUCAGAAUUAUUAUCUAAUAAUUCUGUAAUUCAUAAAAUUACUUCUGAUUCUCAGAUGAUUAAUAUACAUUAUUCUCCUGCACAUUUUUGAUAGAAAGCAUUGUAUUUUUAUAAUAAUUUACUGCCACAAAAUUUAUAAUCUAUAGUUUUAACUUUGGAAUUCAUAAAGAAAUGAUUAAUAUUUUAAUAUUGGAAGUAAAGAUAUACCAUGCUUUUUAAUCUUACAUAAUUUAAGUACUGGAUAGUAAAUUUAUAUGUAACCCUUCUGCAUCAAAAUUCAGUUUAUGCUUGAGAUCAAGGUGUAUUUUUUACCAUUCGAAAAUUACUUAAAUCUGGGAUCUUUACAAUCUCAGCAUGCCAUUUAAACUAGUACUUUCCCUUCUCUCUUGAAUUCUAGCAAACCAAAUGGAGUCAACCUUUUUCACCACCAUCAAAAUAAAAAUGGUGGUAAACAAUAUGUUUACUGCCUUAUCCUAUAAUGCCUAUAUUAAUACUCAAGUAUUCCCUUAUUGUGAUGAUAUGCUCAAAAUAUCUACCCCCCCCCCUUUUUGAAAUAUUUCUUAAUGAUGAAAUCACCUUACAUUAUUGAAAAAAACUGCCUUGGAUUUUUAAAAAAUUUUAUCCCAGGAACAGAACAGGAAACAUUUAGUGUCUCAACUGCAAACAUUUGACCCUAAAUAAAAUUACAAAUAAUAAAACAUUUUCUUUGUUUUUUCAAUCUUAGAAAAUAAAUAAACAUCAAUUCCUUAUAUUUAAACCUUUUUUUCUCAUAGAUAAACUACAUGAAUAUUUAAAUAUCACUUGGUUAUAUUUGCUUUUACUCUAGAUGGAGCUAAACUGCUAUGUUAAAAGUGGAAGAGUGACCAAAGUUGAGCCAAUUCAUAUAGGUCUAUAAAAAAUUGAGUACAGAUAAGAUUACAAUUGAUAAAAUAUAAAACAUUUAAGUAAUUUUGUUUUGCAGCUCCAAAUAUUAUUGGAUGUUUAGCCAAAAGAAUUAAGUUAACUCUUCCAAAUAGUAUAACUAAUGCAAUUUAUGUAGUAAUUUUAAAACUCAGAAGGCAUAAGGAAAACUUACACAUUAAUGAAAAUUUUUUAUGUCAGCAACAGUUUACAUAAAUAUGUAAUGAAUGUAUUGCAUAUUCUUUGUAUUCUUUUUUCAGGUAGUUGUCACUUUAGUAACUACCUUUUUAGUUUUUAAUUUUAUU
Molecule: messenger RNA, 5201 nt
Organism: Urocitellus parryii (Arctic ground squirrel)
Lineage: Eukaryota; Metazoa; Chordata; Mammalia; Rodentia; Sciuridae
Gene: Ergic2
Product: ERGIC and golgi 2
Biological process (GO): endoplasmic reticulum to Golgi vesicle-mediated transport; retrograde vesicle-mediated transport, Golgi to endoplasmic reticulum
Cellular component (GO): COPII-coated ER to Golgi transport vesicle; membrane; endoplasmic reticulum
Source: RefSeq, a predicted model, not a curated record